AUGGAAGAAGAAGAAAAAAAAGGUCUGAGUAAUAAUUAUAAAAAAAACAUCACUAGGAUGUUCAUUAAGUUUCUUAGCUCUUUUGAUAAUACAAGCUAUGAAUUGGUAAAAGAAGAAUUUUAAGUAAAAAUUCCAGAUUUAAAAAAGAUCAUUAAAAAGUAUAAUCUUACAGAAUAAUUUAAUAACUUUAUCAUUCGUUUCCCUCGAUUGUUUUUCUCAUCAGACAUCCGAGACAAAGAAGAUAAGUUGAGCACAUAUUUUGACAAAAUAAAUCACAUCUACGAAAACAUAUUUUUACCAAAAAAAAAAAAAUGCAAGAACUAGACCAUCACUCAAAAAUCUCAGGAUUGCAAUAACCAAUUUAUGUCCUAUUAUGGAUCUGAUAACUGA
Molecule: messenger RNA, 390 nt
Organism: Tetrahymena thermophila SB210
Lineage: Eukaryota; Ciliophora; Oligohymenophorea; Hymenostomatida; Tetrahymenidae
Exons: 2
Source: RefSeq, a predicted model, not a curated record